AUGUCGCUCUUUCCUUACGUUACAGCCGUCUGCCUGUUUUAUACCCAGCUUGCGUUAGCUGCUACCGUCCAGUAUGACUUUAACAUCACUUGGGUCUGGGCGAAUCCGGAUGGCCUCUUUCCUCGUCCUGUCAUUGGCGUCAACGACCAAUGGCCGCCACCGCCCCUAAAUGCUGCAGUAGGAGACAUGGUCAUCGUCAAUGUCCUUAAUUCGCUUGGCAACCAGUCUACCUCACUGCAUUUCCAUGGCCUUUUCAUGAACGGAACUUCUCACAUGGACGGAACGAGCUGGGUCAGUCAGUGUGCAAUCGGCCCAGAUUCCACAUUUCAGUACAGGUUCACUGUCAAGCAACCAGGCGCCUAUUGGUAUCAUUCGCACACGGAGGCACAGUAUCCCGAUGGGUUAAGGGGCUUGAUGAUUGUCGAUGAUCCCGAGUCUCCGUAUCGCUCCGAGUACGAUGAUGAGCUCGUGCUGUCACUAUCGGAUUGGUAUCACGAUCCGAUGCCUACUCUUCUAUCGACUUACGAUCAACAAACCAAAAUGAUGGGUCGCGAGCCUGUCCCUGACUCAAAUCUCAUCAACGAUACUCGCGACGCAAAGGUCCGAAUUGAACCUGGGAGAACGUAUCUGGUCCGAGUUGCCAACAUAGGUGCUCUUGUUGGGCAGUAUUUCUGGAUCCGCGAUCACGUCCUAACGAUCGUGGAGAUUGAUGGUGUUUACACUAAAGUCGCGGAAACUGACAUGAUCUAUAUCGCUGCCGGCCAAAGAUACAGUUUUCUUCUGAAGACUAGGGAAGCGUCUUCGGCAAACUUCCCAAUCGUCUCACGCAUGGACAAUAGCUCUUUUGCCACCAGCAGUGACAAACUCAAGAGCCUCGAUGGCGUAGCCUGGCUCACCUAUGGCGAUGACUUGCCCAACUUGCAACCAGGGGAAGUCGACGAGCUCAAGCCGUUGGACGAUCUAACGCUGGCGCCCUACGAUGAACAGCCGUUGCUUGAAGUCGACCACAACAUCACACUCAACAUUGAUAUGCACGUCCGGGAUGAUGGCAUCAAUCAUUGGAUGUUUAAUGAUCAGCACUACGAGAAGCCAACACUCCCCUCCCUUUUUGCUGCACUUUCUUUUGGUCCUGAGGCGGCGGACCCCAAUACUUACGGACCUACGACACAGACGCACGUUCUUGAGCAUGGUGCUGUCGUCGAGAUCGAGAUGUCUAACAAGCAUAUGUAUCCACACCCGAUUCACCUCCACGGACACAACUUCCAAGUGACGCACCGGAGCAGUAAGUCACUCAACGACACUCCUGCCGACCAGGCGCCGAUGCGCAGAGAUACAGUCGUAGUCAACGGCCAUGGGACACUGAAGCUGCGGUUCCGGGCAGAUAACCCAGGUGUUUGGCUUUUCCAUUGCCAUAUGGAGUGGCACGCUCACUCAGGGCUAAUGGCAACUCUCAUCGAAGCACCAACCGAAUUGCAGAAGCAGCUGGCGGGCAAGGUCGAUCAGCUUAGUGCUGAUCCGGCGAAAGCAUGUCGAACAGGCCAUACGGAGACAGCGACACCAGAAUCACCACUCGAAGCUCAGCCGGAGUCCGGAGAAGAUGAUCAACCGGCGAAACAGAGUCUCGUCUGGUUAACGCUACCGAUGCCAAUCCUGGCCAUCGCGCUAGGCGCCAUCUUGAUGACGGUGAUCGUGCUAGCUUAUGUCUGCUUUGGUGGCAGGCAGUUCGGAUUGAGAAACGCUGCCUACUCCUUGGUACCGGUGACCGAUAUGGAGAACGAGACGAAAUAG
Messenger RNA from Cyphellophora europaea CBS 101466, 1788 nucleotides. RefSeq lists its product as uncharacterized. Gene Ontology annotation, molecular function: copper ion binding; ferroxidase activity. The record is from RefSeq and is a predicted model, not a curated record. Gene Ontology annotation, biological process: reductive iron assimilation; cellular response to iron ion starvation. Gene Ontology annotation, cellular component: high-affinity iron permease complex. Lineage: Eukaryota; Fungi; Ascomycota; Eurotiomycetes; Chaetothyriales; Cyphellophoraceae. Bases 1 to 1788 code for a protein of 595 amino acids. The transcript has 2 exons.